AUGGGCAAGGAUUAUUAUAAAAUAUUAGGAAUUACUAAGGGUGUUAGCGAUGAUGAGAUAAAGAAAGCGUAUCGUAAAAUGGCUCUGAAAUACCAUCCAGACAAAAAUAAAGAAUCGGGUGCUGAAGCGAAGUUUAAGGAAGUGGCGGAAGCAUAUGAUGUCUUGUCAGAUCCAAAGAAAAGAGAAAUAUACGACAAAUAUGGCGAAGAUGGCUUGAAAAGAGGAGAGGGAGGCUUCGGAGGUCCCGGUGGUGUUUAUUAUGAAUUCCAAGGAGAUCCACUGCGAAUGUUUGCUCAGUUUUUCUCUGCUGAUGAUCCUUUCUCCUCCUUCUUCGGUGGAAGCGGUGCUGGGAGCGCUGGUGCUGGGCCACAGAUUUUCUUUUCAACCCAUGACGAUGAUAGUUCUUUUGCGCUUUGUUCCUUACGUAUUGCAGGAACGAGUUUUGGAAUACCGCCACAUUCACGACGACAGCGUCAAGAUCCAGUUGUCCAACAUGAACUCCUUGUUUCCUUAGAAGAUAUUUAUAAGGGCUGCACCAAGAAAAUGAAGAUUACGCGGAGGGUAUUAUGCAACGAUGGGCAAGUGUCACGUAUGGAAGAUAAAGUAUUAACUAUCAAUAUUAAGCCCGGUUGGAAAAGUGGUACAAAAAUUACAUUUCCAAAAGAAGGGGAUCAGCAUCCAGGUCGAGUUCCUGCCGACAUAGUGUUUGUUAUUAAGGACAAGAGCCAUCCUAAAUUCAAGCGAGAAGGUGCGGAUAUACGCUACGUGCACAAAAUAUCGCUUCGUGAUGCAUUGUGUGGAACAGUAGUACAUGUUCCUACUUUAGAUGGGGCUUUACUUCCGCUACGCAUCAAUGAAAUCAUCAAACCAAAUACUUCUAGACGGCUUACUGGACAUGGUUUACCCAAUCCCAAAAUGGCUGGACGCAGAGGGGAUUUGAUCGUUGAUUUUGAUGUAAAGUUCCCCGAUUCAAUUUCAUCAGCGUCUAAAGAAUUGAUAAUGAACGCUUUGCCAGCGUAA
Molecule: messenger RNA, 1020 nt
Organism: Thelazia callipaeda (thelaziosis nematode)
Lineage: Eukaryota; Metazoa; Nematoda; Chromadorea; Rhabditida; Thelaziidae
Source: the annotation of a GenBank genome assembly